This is a messenger RNA of Fukomys damarensis (Damara mole-rat), 816 nucleotides long. RefSeq names its product calcium-binding protein 4. The record is from RefSeq and is a predicted model, not a curated record. NCBI's taxonomy places the organism in Eukaryota, Metazoa, Chordata, Mammalia, Rodentia, Bathyergidae. Bases 1 to 816 code for a protein of 271 amino acids. The transcript has 6 exons. Gene Ontology annotation, molecular function: calcium ion binding.
AUGGCCACAGAGCAUAGCCCAGGCCCAGGCCCCAGCUCCCAUCAACCCCCUGCAGAGGUGGUGACUCCAGACAGCGGUGCCGAGGGGCCCCUUUUGAUCAGGAGGAAGAGCAAGAGGCAAAAGUGGCCUCGAGGGUCCCAGAAGGUCAACGAUGGGGAGCAAACACUUGCCCAGGACCGUGAGGCUCCAGGGAGCAGCAGACACCCUUCAAGGAACAAAGAGAGCAAUGGGAAGCCAUCCGCAGUCCCACCUAGGCCAGCCUUUCUCCGCCAGUCCCAUCGGCGUCGUUCUGACUCCCAGGAGAACGCUGCUCGGAGGGCACACGGACCCCUGCUCAACCGCUUGUUUGGGAAGGACCGUGAGCUGGGCCCCGAUGAGCUGGAGGAGCUGCAGGCUGCCUUUGAGGAUUUUGACACUGAUCAGGAUGGCUACAUCAGCUACCGGGAGCUGGGCGACUGCAUGCGGACGCUGGGCCACAUGCCCACCGAGAUGGAGCUUAUCGAGCUUUCUCAGCAUGUGAAGAUGCGUAUGGGUGGCUUUGUGGACUUUGAGGAGUUCGUGGAAAUGAUAGGCCCAAAGCUGAGGGAGGAGACAGCACACAUGCUGGGGGUGCGGGAGCUGCGCAUCGCCUUCCGAGAGUUUGACAGGGACAGGGAUGGACGAAUCACAGUGGCAGAGCUGCAGCAGGCAGCACCAGCUCUCCUAGGGGAACCACUGGAGGGCACUGAGCUGGAGGAGAUGCUCGGAGACAUAGACCUCAAUGGUGACGGCACCAUAGACUUUGAUGAGUUUGUGAUGAUGUUGUCCACCCACUGA